Panonychus citri (citrus red mite) is the source of this 1086-nucleotide messenger RNA. Its product is annotated as p21-activated protein kinase-interacting protein 1-like. Lineage: Eukaryota; Metazoa; Arthropoda; Arachnida; Trombidiformes; Tetranychidae. The transcript has 2 exons. The record is from RefSeq and is a predicted model, not a curated record. Gene Ontology annotation, molecular function: protein binding. The coding region runs from base 63 to 995 and encodes 310 amino acids.
UGGAUUUUUUUUAAUUUUGUUUGUUGUUGUUUCCUUUUCUGUGGACAAUUUAGUUAAUCACAAUGAAGAGUAAAAGUAUUUUCGAGGUUGUUCUUGGUUCUUAUGAGAAAUAUUUGGUCGGUUAUUCGCUGGUUCGAGACAAAGUGAACGAUAGUUACAAUUUUGUUCGUACCUUUGCCGAGGAAGCUCACAAUGGUUGCAUCAAGAGCGUUGCCACUUCUUCAACCACUUUGGUCUCCGGUGGGACCGAUGAAUGUAUCAGAAUAUUUGACAUGAAGCGAAAAAAAGAUGUCGCCUCUCUGUUUAACCAAGAAGGAACCAUAACAUGUCUCAAUUUUAUCGAUGAUCAACAUUUAAUCAGCGGAAGUGAAGAUAAUUCCAUUUGUGUUUGGACAACAUGUAACUGGAAAUGUGCUAAAACUUUAUUAGGUCAUAAAGGUCCAAUUAAAGGUCUUUCCGUUCAUCCAUCUGGUGGAUUAGCUUUAUCCGUAUCAAAGGAUAAAGCGGUUCGAACAUGGGAUCUGGUUAAAGGUCGAUGUGCCUUUAUCUCCAAUAUUAAAGAAGUCGCUAAUGAUAUUAUCUGGUCUCCAAGUGGUAAACAAUUUCUCGUUUUAUUUGACCGUCGCCUUGAUGUUUACGACACUGGUUUAGCCGCUCCGAUUCAUAAGAUACCCUUUACCAAGAACGUAAAUUGUGCCCGUUUCAUCAAUGAAUCUAUUGCAAUGAUUGGUUUGGACGAUGGAUGUUUAGAAAUGAUUAACGUGAUGAAAAACAAAUCAUUGAAGAAUCAGAAAAUUCAUGAGACCAGAAUCAAGGAUAUUUGCUUAACUAGUAAAGGCGUUUUAACGGCCUCAUCGGAUGGAGUAGUUAAAUUUUGUCGAGGUCAAAACUUUGCCACAUUAGCGGAGACCAAUUUAGGAUGUAGAAUCACUUGCAUGUCAGUUUUCCCACCACAACCUGUCCAAUUAACGACUAAAUCAAAAUCCUCAGAAUAAUAUAAUUUAUAUAAUCACCUGAAUGAUAUUUUGUACCCAAAGUUUUCCCCUUAAUUGUUGACCAUAAAUUGAUCCUCAUCCCAACAACAAA